This is a messenger RNA of Gavia stellata (red-throated loon), 1077 nucleotides long. It is a transcript of the gene RELL2, whose product is annotated as RELT like 2. The coding region runs from base 1 to 1077 and encodes 358 amino acids. NCBI's taxonomy places the organism in Eukaryota, Metazoa, Chordata, Aves, Gaviiformes, Gaviidae. The record is from RefSeq and is a predicted model, not a curated record. Gene Ontology annotation, biological process: positive regulation of cell-substrate adhesion; positive regulation of p38MAPK cascade. The transcript has 7 exons.
AUGUCAGACCAGAACAGCACCGACAAUGGGGAGUCAGACCCCCAGCACAGCCUGUCUAUGGUCUUCCUCCUCGUCCUCGUCUUCUUCAUCAUGGGGCUGGUGGGUUUCCUGAUUUGCCAUGUCCUGAAGAAGAAGGGUUACCGGUGUCGGACUUUCCGGGACGAGCUCGACCCAGAUAACAAAGAUGUGCUGGCAGAGCUCCAGGCCAAUGAAGAAGAGGAGCUGAACGAGGACACUGUGGAGAAGAUUGUGAGAUGCAUCAUCCAAAAUGAAGCAAAUGCGGAGGCCCUCAAGGAGAUGCUGGGGGACAAUGAAGGGGACAUCCCAGUGCCAGUGCCCAGCCUUUGUCCUCACCGUAACAGCCAGGAUGGGGGCCCACCACAUCACCACACAGUGCAUCUGGGCUCCACGCAGGCCCCCUGCAUCCACUGCAGCAAGAGGAAGAGGCACCCACUGCAUCGGCAAGGACGGUCCAAGGAUGGCAAAGGCAGGAUGCAUCCUGGAGAGACCACCGUCUUCUCAGUGGGCAGGUUUCGUGUCACACACAUCGGAAAGAAACCCACUUUCCAUGAGCAGCAGGAUGGUCCCCUGCCCGACGGCAGCCGGGAGCCAAGCACGGAGGAGCUGGAGCACAGCAGCGACCGGCUCCAGCGGGAGCAGGCUCGCAAUGGGACUGUCCCCGCGGGUGGCCUGCAGAACGGAGCUGUCCAGAAGGGUGCCCCGAGCAGCAAGGGUGGGGAGCAGAGUCGCUCCAGCACCCCAGCCCCGAACACACCAGAUGCUGGCACUGCUCCCGGGAGCGCAAGCCACCAGAGGAAGCUCCUGAGCCAUCGGGUGCUGGGAGGGUCAAGUCCCAGCAUCCCGGGAGAGCUGGUGCAGGAAGGAGCCAGCAUCUGCUUGGAGGAGACCGGACUGGGGUCGGCAGAUGAAGUGUCGGAUAUUCAUGGGAGCCUGAGUCUGCAUGAACAGGCUGAUGAGUUGGGAAGAGAUGACAGCAGCAGAAAAUGGCCCGCAGCAGAGGACAUGGGGCAGCAGGAGCCCAGCAUCGUGGUGCAGGACCGAGGAGCAACUGUGUGA